Brettanomyces bruxellensis is the source of this 2658-nucleotide messenger RNA. RefSeq lists its product as uncharacterized. The transcript has a single exon. Gene Ontology annotation, cellular component: cytosol; nucleus. The coding region runs from base 1 to 2658 and encodes 885 amino acids. NCBI's taxonomy places the organism in Eukaryota, Fungi, Ascomycota, Pichiomycetes, Pichiales, Pichiaceae. Gene Ontology annotation, biological process: regulation of DNA-templated transcription. The record is from RefSeq and is a predicted model, not a curated record.
AUGACUAGGGGAUAUCAUGCGUCAUCCUCAUCAUUUUCCUUAAAAUAUAUGCACUCGAAUUCGAGCAUCAGCACACAAACCAAUGCCAGAACCAACACCAAUAAAUCUUCACCCACAAAAGCUAUAACAGAGAUCGAUCAAUUCUCAUCGGUGGUAACCCCGCAUGUUGAAAUCGGAAUUAAACCUUCGCCCCUGACAUCUGCCUUAAUGAAGACAGAUCGUUUACUUGUGGAGAGCCUUUCAUCUGCCGGCUACGAUUGUGUUGUUCUACCGAUUACCAAUGCAAGAUAUAAAGGUAACUGCAAAAAUUACUUUUUGGAAUUCAGGAAGCGAAACAUGAUACACGGUUUGAAUACAUCCGAUGAUACUCCUACUGAUGGAAACUCAACUUCUAAUUAUCAUGGAAGAUCUUCCAGCUAUUCAAGUUCGAUGAUGGAUACACCAUCUUCCGGAAAUGAUCCCAACUUCAGCUACGAGACAAGCUUUGACCAUGAAAAUGGCACAACACAAAAUAACACAGAGUCGAUUGAUGAUGCCACUUAUGAUCUUGACAUCCUUGAUGUACCGUACCCAGAACUUUCCGAAGUGAACGUUGUCAAUGGCCCACAUAUAUCCAAAACUGUAGGUUUACUUUCCUCUUGGGUAGAAUUGGAUAAUGAAAACGGCCUGAUAAAUGAAUUCUCCCUACAGGUGAUCAGCAACGAGGUUUCAUACGCCCAGUAUAUCGGUAUCCACUCUCUGCUAAUUGCUCCACCAAAAAACAUGAGUAAUUUACAAAUCUAUGCCGCUAACAUUAACACAAUUCUUGAAAAGUUUCCUGCAGUCUGCAUUUCGGUUUCGCUGCCAAUGUGUGAGGACUCUGUGCGAGACCCCACAAGUGGGAAAAUUAUUCCAACAACAGAUCCAUUUUCUACGUGGGAUGUGUGGAAUUCAAUUCGAAUUCAGUGUAACUAUAAUAUGCACCUCUCUGUCUCGUUGGGAUCUCCGAAGACGAAUAUCUCACAGAAUGUGGUCGAUAGAUGGCUUCUUGAGCCGGUGAGAUUUUACCUUCUUUCAAGCUACCGGUUUAUUCCCAACUCAAAGCAUUAUCCAGUUCUUAAUAAGUUCAAUCAGCUGAUAAUUUGGAAGUUUAUUCAAAGGAAAGCCCUUUAUCCGCCAGUUUUACUACUUCACGGUAUUGAUAAGUUGAAAAAGGAGUUUGCCGAAUCUUUGAAUCUUAAUGUCAGAUCAUCCACCGGGAGCCGCAGUCAAAAUUCAGAGAUGAAUCCCGAUGAUGACAAGUCAUCCAAAUCCGGAAAUACUUCUUUUUUGGAAUACCUCCGGUAUUUAGUGGGCAUGAGCUACAAAAACAAUCAGCUUCUCCCCUUGGAAAAUUUCACCAUAAAUAAUUUUUUGAGUCUCAAUUUGUCUUUCGACAAGUUGAUGUCUCCGGAAAGUCUACAAUCGCCUCUCAGUCCAUUGACUGUGAAUUUGGACAACAACACAUACAACGUUUUUGAACAGGACCACGCAAAAUAUGAUGCUUAUGAAAGAGCAAUCAUAGCUGCAUUGAGAGAUUUAUCAGCUAUCGACCGAUUUUCAUAUUUUCCCCAAAAGAUCGGGAACAACAAUAAGAGUUGUGAAACUUUAAAAUUUGGGUCUGAUAACGCGAACAAUUUAAAACUAAAAAUACUAGUGGUUGGAUCCGGUCGUGGUCCAUUAAUUAAAAGGCUUUUCUCUGCUAUUGAGAAAUUGGACCUGAACAUUAAUCAUAUCAGCAUUACAACAAUUGAAAAGAAUCCAAAUGCGAUUAUAUAUCUACAGGAAAGAAAUAGGGAACACUGGGGGAAUCGGGUCACCAUUUAUAACUGUGACGUCAGACAUUGGAAGCCUACAUAUGAAGCGGAAGUGGGAUUUCAUCUUGUCAUUAGCGAAAUGCUAGGAAGCUUUGGUUGUAACGAGCUUGCCCCAGAGUGCUUGGAUUCGAUUCAGAGAUAUUGCGAUAAGAAAAAUUGCAUAUUAAUUCCGCAGGAGUUCACUUCAUAUGUUGCUCCAGUUAUAUCACCAUCACUGUUUUCCAAGGUGUGCCGCAUUAAAAAUGAGCAUAAAUUUGACCGGCCAUAUUUGCCAGUGUGGGAUGAAAUGGAUCUAAUGUCGACGGAUUAUGCUAAAGUUUGGACAUUUAAUUCGAAAACGUGUCUUACAGUGAAGAAUUACAGUAUAUUCGACAACAAGCAUAACAAAAGACAGGCUCACGUCGUACUCAAAUGCCACAGAAAGGGAACAAUACACGGCCUAAUCGGUUACUUCAGUGCCAUUCUUUAUAAAAGGGUUGAAAUCUCUACUUGUCCUACAGGGUUGGGACCAGAGCCUCGAAACCUUGUUUCCUGGCUACCAAUUUACUUCCCAAUCGAGCAGCCCAUAUACAUUACUGACGAUCAGGAAUUAAGCAUAUUUAUGAAGAGGGAGUACAAAGAUACCAGAGUAUGGUACGAGUGGUCCAUGGAAGCAUUUAUAUAUCUAUUAUCACCUUCCCAAAGGCUUUCCACUUCCAUUUCAAACGACCAGAGCUCGGCCAUCUCCGGAAAGUCAGCUGAGGCCUCACAAGUGAGAGUACGUACGGCUGCGACCAGAAUACAUAAUCCCGCGGGAAAGGGCUAUUGUAUGAAGCUUUGUUAA